UGGACGGGAGGGCUGGACAACACCGUCCGCUGCUGGGACCUUCGAGAGGGACGGCAGCUCCAGCAACACGACUUCACCUCGCAGAUCUUCUCUCUGGGCUACUGUCCGACAGGCGAGUGGCUGGCUGUGGGAAUGGAGAGCAGUAACGUGGAAGUCCUGCAUGUCUCCAAACCUGACAAGUACCAGCUGCACCUCCAUGAGAGCUGCGUUCUCUCCCUUAAGUUCGCCUACUGCGGCAAGUGGUUUGUGAGCACAGGAAAAGACAAUCUGUUGAAUGCAUGGAGGACACCAUAUGGAGCGAGUAUUUUCCAGUCCAAGGAGUCCUCGUCUGUGCUGAGCUGUGACGUCUCUCCGGACGACAAGUACAUAGUGACGGGCUCCGGGGACAAGAAGGCCACGGUGUACGAGGUGGUGUACUGAGGGCCGGGACAAGAUGGAAAGAGACAGGACGGAGAUUUUGGGGGUGGGGGGGGCAACCAGUUGCCACGCCAACCGCUCCUGAUCUUCAUAACAUCCGCAACAGCAGCACCUCCGUCUCAGUCCUCUGAGUCCUCCUGACCCUCACCCCUAAUACAUCACCCCCUCUCCCCCUUUUUCUUGUGAUAUAAGCUAUUGUGGGAGCUCCCAAAUGCCUCCUCCUUCCUCCUCCCUUCCACUUUUAGCCCAAGGAUGAGGCAUGAUAGCAGAGAGAGAGAGGCAGAAAGGGAAGCAGCAAGAUAAGAAGGACAAAGGAAAAGGGCGGUGGAGCAUAAAGAUAAAGUCGGGAGGGAAAGACGAGAAGGAGGAGAGAAAGCGAGAGUGCGGAAGGAAGAGAAAUGAAAGGGAGGAAGAGGAGGAGGAGGGAGGGAGGGUAAUUAGGGCUGUUUCCUGAUUAAAAGCUCAGUGGAAGGGAGGCCCCCAGAGGAGGUGCGGAGCAGCACUGUGGGAGCGCCAGCCAGGAGCACUGAUACCACACAAUUGAUUCAUUAGCCAGACAGUGGAAGCCUUAAUGGGGCUGACGCUGCAGCUCGCUCUCCCCAGCGAGAGGUGUCAGGAGCUGGGGAAAGAUGACGCUUCGAGAUGGAGGGGGUCGCUUCAGAUAUCCACAUACUCUGACAUGUAACAUACCCUGUUCACACACACAUACAGGCGCAUGUCAUCGAGCAAGAAUACACACACACUGAGAUACACCCCCUUGAUGUAAUCGUAGGAAGAGAGAAACACACGCAACAUACAGAGCACCCAAUUAAACAUUCAUCGCAGCGCUCCCCGUCUCACUGCUUAAUAUCUAUUUUAUUUUGGUCUGACAAAGGCAGCGUCUAAUGAGCAGCGGAGUCAAUGGGGAUCCUCCCAGGGCCCAGAGACACGAACACAGAACAUCAGCCGAGCUGUUCCCUCUAAUUCCUCUGGAUUGUUCUCCUGACACCGGGCGCUGCACUCACUCUCAUUAAAGGCACUGUCAGCUAGAUGAAGUAGCAGCACGCCAACUUCACUGUAAGGCAGACAAGGGGGCAAAUUAACACCACCGAUUACGCUAUCAUCAGCAGCCAACUGAGCAGCGACUAAUCCAAAUCUUUACCAAUUUUAUGCAACUAGUUGCUGUUUUCAUUUACAAACCAGAUGAGAAUUACAUGUUUAUCAACGUCAUUGUCUCCGCCUGCC
Anarrhichthys ocellatus (wolf-eel) is the source of this 1641-nucleotide messenger RNA. Its product is annotated as transducin-like enhancer protein 1. The annotation marks the transcript as partial. Gene Ontology annotation, biological process: regulation of DNA-templated transcription; negative regulation of canonical Wnt signaling pathway. Lineage: Eukaryota; Metazoa; Chordata; Actinopteri; Perciformes; Anarhichadidae. Gene Ontology annotation, cellular component: nucleus; transcription regulator complex. Gene Ontology annotation, molecular function: protein binding; transcription corepressor activity. The transcript has 4 exons. The record is from RefSeq and is a predicted model, not a curated record.